Rhipicephalus sanguineus (brown dog tick) is the source of this 1294-nucleotide messenger RNA. RefSeq lists its product as uncharacterized. The transcript has 2 exons. The record is from RefSeq and is a predicted model, not a curated record. Lineage: Eukaryota; Metazoa; Arthropoda; Arachnida; Ixodida; Ixodidae. Bases 1 to 1284 code for a protein of 427 amino acids.
AUGCUAUAUGUGGCGGGACUCGAGCAGGCACUCGUGGAAUCGGGAGUUGGCUUCGCGUUCCGACUCAGGAUUGGUGGAGUGGCGCAGACAUGGACGCUGCCCGGCUUGGUGUUCGCUGAUGAUCUAGUACUACUGGCUGAGCGCAGCAGUGACCUUCAGAGGUUGGUAACACCGGCAGCCGACCACCUGAAGAGUCUGGGCCUUCACUUCAAUGCCAAAAAAUCGGCCAUAUUGCAGUUUUCAGGCGUGGAGACCAUUGAUGUGCAGCUUCCCGACGGAGGAAGCAUUCCGGUAUCAGACAAGUACCGGUAUCUCGGUGUCAACCUUUGCACCUCCGCAGAUCUCUAUGACAAGCAAGAGGAGCACGUUCGACAGGCUUCUGUGAGGGCCGCCAACGUGUUGCGACGGCGGAGCCUGUGGGGGUGCAACCGGUUUGUACUGGUGCGCGAACUGUGGAAGGCAGUACAUGUGCCAGUGCUGACAUUCGCCAACGCCGUCAUCUGCCUGUCCGCAGCAACACGCCAGUGGUUGGAAAGAGGCCAGCGUGAGGUUGGGCGACUGGCGCUGGCGUGUCAUGGACGUGUAGCGGUCGAAGCUGUGCAAGGUGACCUCGGAUGGUCAAGUUACGAGGCACGAGAGGCAAGGAGCAAGGCGGCCUACGAAGGCCGUCUUCGCCUCAUGAACGACCAGCGGUGGGCCCGUCGUGUAUUUAGAUACACAGCUAUCAAGGGCAUGAACACACCAUGGCGCAGGCGUCUCCACACUCUGUGCCGCAAGUACUCCCUUUUUACUGACCCCGUCCAGGAGGACAGUGAGAGAAAAUGGGCAGUAAGAGUACGGAAUAGAGUGCAGGAAGCUGAGACGUCGGUGUGGCAGGCGGCUAUGGAGCAGAAACCUAGCCUAGCCCUAUACAGAGCCCACAAGACCACCAUCUCCGCCGAACGCUUAUACGACAAUAGUGCCGGCAGUGCACUUCUGUUUGAGGCCCGUGCUGGAGCGCUCCGCACUCGGGUGUAUCGGCGUCACUUCGACCCGUCGUUGGCUGACGGCACUGUGCAGUGCAGGACAUGCGGGAAAGACGAGGAGAGCAUUGAACACCUGGUGCUUCACUGCGAACGCCUCUGGCCUCGUCAGACAGAUGGCGCCACACUACCGGAGGCACUCGGCUUUGUGAAAGACUGUGGCGCAUCCAUAGACGGCAGCCGCGAUACCAACGUGCACCCCCUGGCAGCGACAGCAAUAACAAAAGCAAGGCUUCUGCAGUGGUGGUCAGGGAGACAGUGAACAAUUGUGA